AUGUCAGCUUUGUGUCCCGUCUGCAAUCUCACUCUUCCUCUCGCCCAAAUCGAAAGCCAUGUGAAUACUCACUUCGACGACGAUGAAAUCAACCCACAAAUCGCAAGCGAUCACCACUUGGCUCUGCAACUCGCAUCUUCUUCCGAUCCUUCUUCGUCUUCCUCAUCUAACUUGGACGGUUCCUUGGGUUCGCACAACGACGUCGCUUCCUUGGUGCGUUCACAGACCAAGAGCCCGUUUUACAGCGUAGGAAACGGUGGUUUGAUUGGUUUGCUCAAGACUUGCCUGGAAUCAGAACUGAAAUCGAAAAUUAAAUCGAAACCUCUAGAGUGCAGCACGAGCUUGCUAUCAGGCUUUGUUGAUCAUUUUCACUCCUCAAAGGAGGAUAAAGGCUGGGGCUGCGGAUGGAGGAACAUUCAAAUGCAGUGCUCUCACUUGCUUUCUCAUAGAGAAGAAGCUAAAAGAGUUCUCUUUUGUGGCUCUAACUUUGUUCCUGACAUUCCUUCGCUCCAGCGCUGGCUAGAGUUAGCUUGGAACAGUGGUUUUGAUGUCUCUGGAGCUCUGCAUUUCAAUAACCAAAUCUACGGUUCCAAGAGAUGGAUCGGAACCACCGAGUGUGCUGCUCUGUUACGUUCUUUCGGGUUAAGAGCCAGAGUCGUUGAUUUUGCUCCAAAGAAAUCUUUACCAAUGUAUCUUUCAGUUCCUGGUUCUGCUGUUGCUCCCAAGACAAAGUCGUAUGGUCCCAUGGACAGAUAUGUGAUUAGAAAGUGCGAUAGCGGGAAGGAGAAAACAGUUGACUCUCAUGGUUCUGAUCUUUCUAAGAUCAGCAAAGGAGCGGUUUUGAUGGAUUGGGUUUGGAACUACUUCUCAGAUAACAGGUUAAAUGUUUCAUCUGGUGUUCAUAUGACGGGCAAAGCGCCCUUGUAUUUUCAACAUGAAGGGCACUCAAGAACAAUCGUUGGGAUUCAGAGACGCUUGCAAGGAACUACAUUUACACCUCAGUACAAUCUCCUGAUCUUGGACCCGGGUGAUUUUACAAAAGGUAUAGAGAAAGCGCUUGUAGAGAAGAGAGGGUGGGAGGGAUAUCUUAAAAGAGGAGCACACACACUGACGUGUCCCGAGUAUCAGAUGUUGUACGUUGAUAAUGGGAUUGCUGAUGGAGAAGAGUUGGAGCAGCUCAAGACCAUUGAUAGUCACUUUGUUCAAUUCUAA
This is a messenger RNA of Thlaspi arvense, 1212 nucleotides long. The record is from the annotation of a GenBank genome assembly. NCBI's taxonomy places the organism in Eukaryota, Viridiplantae, Streptophyta, Magnoliopsida, Brassicales, Brassicaceae.